AUGUGGGAGGAGCUGUCCGGCUGUUAUCGAUUGAGCAAUCGGUUUCUUUUCAGUGAAGCUAAGGUGAUUCGUGAUUCUCAGACGCAAAAGUCUAAAGGAUACGGUUUUGUGUCAUAUCCCUUGAAAGAAAAUGCCGAGAAGGCCAUAUCGUCAAUGAACGGGCACUGGCUUGGCCGCCGUGCUAUCCGAACCAAUUGGGCUACACGAAGGCCAGCAGACGAAGCCAGAGAAAAACUUCACUUUCGAACAGGUAUCGUUUUCAAUUCAACUAAGCCGGACAACACGUCCGUUUAUGUAGGAAACGUUAAUCCGAACACCACCGAAAAUGAUCUACGGGAGCCGUUUUCUGUGCAUGGCGAAAUCACUGAGGUGAGGCUCUUCAAGGCGCAAGGCUACGCAUUCGUACGAUACGAGCGCAAAGAAUGCGCCACGAACGCCAUCAUGGACAUGAAUGGCAAGGAAAUCGGAGGCAACACGAUACGCUGUUCAUGGGGACGAAUGCAACAAGUGGUUAGUCAUUAA
This is a messenger RNA of Ostertagia ostertagi, 522 nucleotides long. The record is from the annotation of a GenBank genome assembly. NCBI's taxonomy places the organism in Eukaryota, Metazoa, Nematoda, Chromadorea, Rhabditida, Trichostrongylidae.